GUGAUAUAUGCCUAGAUCCAUUCCCUCUUUUGGCUUGUAUAUAUUUGGGUUUUUUGAAGAUUUUCAUACGGUGCAAGCAGCAAAAUUAGGGAUGUAGGCGACACAUUUUGAUGCAUGUCUCUGUUGUGAUUUUUAGGUUUUUUCACCAGGUGAUGUAAACAAGAGAAAAUGAGCUUGAAAUUUGGGCUCUUUUAUCUUGGUUUGCUCCGUCAAUUACAGACAGACAUUUCAUGGUUUGCAAGGUCGCCUAGUUGCAACAUGAGCUCAAGUCGGACGACUGGCGCUUCAAAGGAGCGGUUGAAAUGGACGAAUGAAUUGCACGAAUUGUUCGAGAAAGCAGUUAAUCAGAUAGGAGGGCCUGAAAGGGCUACACCAAAAGGAAUUCUGAAAGCAAUGGCAAUUCCUGGAUUAACCAUAUUUCAUGUGAAAAGCCACUUACAGAAAUACAGGAUGUCAAUAUUUACCCCCGAAGGUGGCCACAGUGACAAGAUUGAGCGAAGAAGUAUAUCAGAGGAACUACCAAAUUUUAGCACAAAAUCAGGUGCUCAGCUAAAUGAAGCAUUAAGAAUGCAAAUGGAAGCACAAAGACGAUGGAACGAUCAAAUUGAGGUUCAAAAGAGCUUGAAAAUGAAAAUUGAAGCACAAGGAAGAUUUAUGGAUCGUAUCUUUGAGGAAUACAAGAAUCGGGCACCCAGUACUAUGCCAAAGAAGCCUUAUUCUUCUGCACUAUCAAUGCCUUGUCUAAGUGAAGAAUCUGAUCAAUCAAAUGAGAAGGAAUUUGAAUCUGAUUCUGAAGUUGAAACAAAGGGAUUUGGAGAUGAAUUUCGAGCACCAAAAAAGAUCAAAAUCCAUGAAGAAAUUCAACCAAAUUUUAAUAUGUUUCAUCUUGAAGGAAUGAAUAAUAAUCCAUUUGCAGUAAAUGAUGAAAUAGGACUUUUUCCAUGGAGUGUUGGAACCUUUCAGUCCCAAUUGCAGCCAGCUUCGUUAUACAAUCCUCUAAAUUAGGUUAAAUGUUGCAGCAAAAUAAUGUUACAUAAAAUUGGCUUUGUUGUGAUGAUGUUUGUGUUAUGGUCAGAUUUGUAGUAUUUUCUGAAUAAUGACCAUACUAUGUUAUAGACUUGAGUAAUAAAAACUAAGCACAUAUCAUGUUCGAUUUGUA
This is a messenger RNA of Olea europaea var. sylvestris, 1159 nucleotides long. Its product is annotated as protein PHOSPHATE STARVATION RESPONSE 1-like. The record is from RefSeq and is a predicted model, not a curated record. The coding region runs from base 169 to 1005 and encodes 278 amino acids. The transcript is spliced from 7 exons. Lineage: Eukaryota; Viridiplantae; Streptophyta; Magnoliopsida; Lamiales; Oleaceae. Gene Ontology annotation, molecular function: DNA-binding transcription factor activity; DNA binding.